AUGCCAAAAAACUCGCCCAAACAAAUUCCUAAAUUCAUGAAAGCCAUCCAGUUGACUCGGGAUUCGGCUAGUAUGAGUCCUGUGAUAGCAUUGAGAGAAGAUAUCCCAGUUCCAGCUGCAGCGCCAGGGCAGUUGUUGGUCAAAGUCCGGGCGUCAGCGAUCCAGCCUAGUGAUCUGUGGAAUGCACGCGGCGGAUUCCCAUAUACUACGUAUCCACGAAUCCCAGGGCGCGAUUUUGCUGGGAUUAUUGCAGCGGGCCCACGCUGUGGCGAAGAAGUGUACGGAACGAGCGGUUUCACGCACGCAUUUACGGCGGACGGGUUCCACGCCGAAUACUGUUUGGUGCCAGAGGACGCGGUUGCGCCAAAACCGAAAAACCUAUCGUUCACACAGGCGGCGAGCGUGGGCGUGCCACUCACCACCGCUGCGCUGGUUUUACGCAAGGGAUUUGCCAAGUCUUCAGACGUGGUUUUCGUGAUCGGGGCUUUUGGCGCAGUGGGUUCUGCGGUGGUGCAAUUGGCAAGAGCUCAGGGCUGCACAGUUCUCACCGGAUCGCGCGAUGACAAUGCAGACGUUAACACCAAAGUUGACGAAAAUCUGGAAGGUUUGGCGACUUUGACGCAAGGGCGUGGAGUCGAUCUUGUGAUAGACACGGUCGGAAUUCCUGCUUUGACGAAAGCAGCCAUUGAGAACCUGGCCCACAGUGGGAGAAUCUCCAUUAUCGCCGCUCCUGGUGACGUGGAUUUGGUAGUGGACAUGAGGAAUUUGUAUCGCCAGGAGAAGACGUUGAUCGGGUGCAAUUCUUUGUCCUACAGCGUGCAAGGUAUGGCACAGGAGCUGGCGGCCAUGACUUCCAAGUUUGAAGAAGGCACUUUGGUGCCAGGGUCAGAAGAUAUAUGGACCAAGAUCGGGCUAGAGCAAGCCGUAGACGUUUGCAAAGGAGUAUACAAGGAAGUAGGUAAAUUCGUGAUAGUCAUGGAUUAG
Messenger RNA from Lachancea nothofagi CBS 11611, 984 nucleotides. NCBI's taxonomy places the organism in Eukaryota, Fungi, Ascomycota, Saccharomycetes, Saccharomycetales, Saccharomycetaceae. The record is from the annotation of a GenBank genome assembly.